Molecule: messenger RNA, 7951 nt
Organism: Pristis pectinata (smalltooth sawfish)
Lineage: Eukaryota; Metazoa; Chordata; Chondrichthyes; Rhinopristiformes; Pristidae
Gene: nsmfb
Product: NMDA receptor synaptonuclear signaling and neuronal migration factor b
Exons: 16
Coding region: 130-1674 (514 amino acids)
Biological process (GO): positive regulation of neuron migration; regulation of neuronal synaptic plasticity
Cellular component (GO): nucleus; cytoplasm
Source: RefSeq, a predicted model, not a curated record
AUGGGAGUGGGCGGCGAGCGGCAGCCGGGAGCCAGCGGGCGGAACCCGGCACAGCCCGGCGUGGGCGAGGGGUCACACCCGGCCGUCCCGACACUGCGAUGAGUCCCACUCCCGAGCUCUCGAUCCAGGAUGGGCAGCGCUGUGUCCAAACGCAAGACCCCGCGGAGCGAAGCCAUCUCCUCGGCUGAAUCCAAGGUCAGAGCAGCCCGAGCUUUUGGAGAAUACCUGUCGCAGAGUGAGGCUGGUACCAGCAGCACCAAAGUGCCAGAGCAUCUGGUGGCUGAGACGCCGAUAGGCGCAGACGAGCCAUCCCAGCUCCAGCUACCUGUGCAGAACAAGCGACGCUUGUCCACCAUCUCGCAGGGCAAGUUGGACCGGAGCUUCUCGGAGGAGGGAGCGGAGAAACCGGCUGAGGCCCAGAAGCCCCGGGUGUACACCAUCUCCGGGGAGAGCCAACUGAUGUCAGAGAGGGAGAACGAGGGCACGCGACCAGGCAAGGUGUGGCAGCAGGCGCCACAGGGACCUUGCAGCUCGCACGGCGCAGCCAGGAGCUGGUCUGGCAGUAAGCAGACCUCUAAGGACUGUCCCGGCUGCACCAAGGGUCCCGUCCCCACCCAGCAGACCUUUGACUUGGAUCAGGCACCGUCCCGUGAGCCUGCCCGACAUCGCAAGAAGCUGGAGCGGAUGUACAGUGUGGACAGGGUGUCUGAUGAUGUUCCAAUCCGGACUUGGUUUCCAAAGGAAAGCCUUUUCAGCUUUCAGACAGCCACUACCACGAUGCAGGCGAUAUCGGCUUUCCGAGGCUUCACAGAACGAAAGAGAAGAAAACGGGAGAAUGAGUGUGCCGCUGUGAUCCAGAGAAAUUUCCGCAAACACCUUCGAAUGGUUGGGAGUCGGAGAAUUAGAGUUCAGAGUUUCUCUGAGCGACAAGAGAAGAAUUUUGGUCGCUCCUGGAGUGACCCCACACCAGUGAAAUCUGAUCUGAUGUGCGACCCUCGUGAUAGUCAGGAGCUACAGAGCCUGUGCGUAGCUUUAGAUGAUGACUUUGAUGAUCUCAGCUGGGAGGCAGAGAAGGAGUUGGAGCUGCUGUCAUGCGAUGGCGAAGACUUUGUUCCACCCAAGAUUAUGCUUAUUUCGUCUAAGGUCCCCAAGGCAGAGUACAUCCCAACCAUUAUCCGCAGGGACGACCCCUCCGUUAUCCCCAUCCUCUAUGACCAUGAACAUGCUACAUUUGACGACAUCUUAGAGGAGAUUGAGAAAAAGCUGACCACCUAUCGCAGAGGCUGCAAGAUCUGGAAGCUGCUGAUCUUCUGUCAGGGCGGCCCUGGCCAUUUGUACCUGCUGAAGAACAAGGUCGCCACCUUUGCAAAAGUGGAGAAGGAAGAGGAUCUGAUUCUGUUUUGGAAGCGACUGAGCAGGAUGAUGAGUAAGAUCAACCCUGAGCCAAAUGUGAUCCACGUAAUGGGCUGUUACAUCCUGGGAAACCCCAACGGAGAAAAGCUUUUUCAGAGUCUGAAGAAUCUAAUGCGUCCUCACCGAAUAUCCUUCGAGUCUCCUUUGGAACUGUCAGCCCAAGGGAAGCGGAUGAUAGAAACGUACUUUGAUUUUCGUCUCUAUAGACUCUGGAAAUCCAGGCAGCACUCAAAGCUGCUGGACUAUGAUGACAUCUUGUGAGAAAAAGGAAGAUGGAAUUGGAAUAAUCAAUUGUAACUGCUCCUAUUGAGAAAGACAUCUCCUCAGUGCAGAUGAUGGAGUGUCUAUGAAGGGAUGGAGAAGUACCAGAAGACACCUCUGUUGUAUCUUAUUCAGAGGAAGAAAGGGUUAAUGGAAGUCCUGGUAAAAAAUGGAUCAGAGCGGUUAGGGGCUUUGCCUCUUUCAGCAGAUAAAGCAGGAGUCCGUAUUUUACUUUCUGCAGGGUGAGUCCGACCCAGGUCAAGACAGGAGAACUGGGGUUAAUUUUUUUCGUCCCACCCUCCUUAUGCAAAGAACGGGCUGCAGAGGUCAGCUGUUGGAAUCCUGGCAAAGCCAGAAGGUGCCAAACAAGAUUCCUUGAAGGUUCCGUGGGCUUGACUUGAAACGUGUGGGUCUGGAGCUCCCACUCACUGCUCCUGGGGACCUUCGGCCGAGGCCAAUUUUGUGGGGGAUAAGACAAUUGAAGGUUUUAUUAUUGAAUAUAGGUACAAUGGAUUUUUAAUUGAAUAGUGCUAAUUAUAUGAGUUAGUUAAUAAGAGUUUCUCAGUAGUUAGGAGGAUCUUUCAUCUAUUUGAGAGUGUGAUGCAGUGGGUUCCCAUUAACAUUUAGUUUACCACUCAAGCAGUGGCAAGCAAGAGCCAAUUUAAGGGUUCACAAAGUUGCAAAGUUGACUCUUCAGACAGAAACAUACAGAGGUACCUUUCUGUGAUGAAGUAAGCUUAUUGUCUUUACUUUGUUUAUUACACUCCUAACAUCUUUGUGUCUAUCAGAUGUGAUAGAGUUGUAGAAAAACAGUUAUGUGGGUUUUCUUGUGCUUUAAACAAAAAAGAUGUAAAAUUGGGAAGAGUCAACAAUGAAGUUGUUGGUAAAAUGGCAACAACUCGAUUGGUUAGAGCGUUAACAAUGAUAGGAGUUUGUUGUGAGGGCAGCCUUUCUCGGGUAAGCUUUAUCAGAUCCGUUAUGAACACCAACAGCAUUGCCUUCAUCUAAUUAGAGACACUGUGAUGAUCUUUGUUGUCCAAUUUUGAAUUCUGGAUUCAUCCCACUCCGAGGUAGCUCCAUUGCACUAGCGAAGGUCUGAAUAUGAACUGUUGACUUUUAUUGAUUGACUUACUGGUAUUGAUUGGAUUUAUAGAUUAUUUAUACUCAAUUCCAUUGCAUUGUCAUAGCAAAUAACAUUCUUAAAAUGGUUGUGUGGCAGAAUCAUGGAGGUGUUUUAUUGUUGUGACUUAGGCUAAGAUAUCUAGAUUAGGAGAUGUCCUUUAUUUAGGAUAUUAUUGUAAUCCAAGGGUUUCAUAACAGAAUAUUCUAGAAUGUGUUGCAUUGUAGUCUAGCCAAAUAGGGAGGAAACACUCAAACUUGAUUUUCAGUCAGCUACUUUUCAGGUAACUCUUUCAACUCUUGUGCUGGGUGUAAGAGCUGUAAUAUUGAAUUCUUCAUUAAUGUAAAAUACACUAAUAAUGAGGCUCAUCUCAAUAGCCAAAUUGUUACCUCUGUGUUAAAAGUUGGAGUGGGGGGAAGAGGAGGCACUCAAGACUUCAACCUUCCAAAACCCAAAGAAUUGCAGGUUUACUAGCACCAAAUAUAUUCUCCAAUCACAAUUUCCUCACUAUAAAUCCUUAAACUAUAGAAUACAUUAUUAUCAUGCAGAUAUGUGAUUGUACCAAAUGAUUUUAAUUUCACCAUUUAAUGCAACCAGCUCUUCAUUAAAAGAAUGUUCAGUUUAUGUAUUUUACAUAUAUGAUUCAACAAUUGAUAUGCUAGUAAAAUUUAGCAUCAUCAGUCACUAUUAGUCAGUGAACACGUUCUACAUGUACAGAUUGCAAACAAUUAACACAAGAACUGCACAUUAAUUAGGGAUAAGAAAGGCCAUUCAGCCCAUUUUGUGGUCGCUCCAGAAAUACUCCACCCUGUCCUGCUACAGUGCAGGGUUGGUUCUUUGAAUAAGUUCCAGGUUUUCAUUGUGGGAGAUCCAUUUAACAUGUCCGUGAUUCCUGUGGACUUUCUGUUAAUCAGUUUUGGGGCUGAGUUCCUUCAGUGACUCACCGUUGAAAUUUCAGAGUAGGAUCUGCAGGCAUCCUGGAGAAAUGGCCUGAAUGCUGGUUCCAUCCUUUUGCAGGGGUUUGGCACAGAUCUGUACCAACUGCUGAAAAAUGAAGGAACUACUGGAUCUGGGGUACAUACCCAGAAAUUCAGCAUUUUGAAUCUGCCUUUUCCUGGUUCCAAACAAUCCUGGUUUCUGAAACAAUCUCACAAUUCAAAUUAAAGUAAGGUCUGAAAAUGCAGACUGUUAACCGUCCCUCUGUUAGACCUUACAUUACUUUCCAUUUCAGCAACUCCAGUUAUGAGCUCUCCAUUGGGAGUCUGCCUUUAAAAUACGUCAUUUUCCUGCACCCAUUGGAAUGUUUCACAUGUUCUUGAUGACUACCAUCAUCAUCGUAUCAUUGUUAAGGUCAAACUGAGAACUGGGGCUUUGGUUCAACCUUUGCAUUACUUCAUUCGGCUAUAUAUCUUGCCCCACACAAGUUUACAUUUAAAAUCAGAACUUCAGGACCACUGAGGUUUCUCAGUAAUGCUUAUGUUUAAAACUGUAGUUACACUAUAUUCAUAAAAUUGAACACUUUCAUUGCUUUUUACAGCAAAAAUAGUGUGUACAAGGUUGAAGUUCACAUCAAACCGCUCAUUCAUUGUUGGUUGCACUGGGGAUGACUGACAGCUGUGACUGGAUUUCCACACAUAACUCCAUGCAUGUUAACACCAGAGGUUGCUGUCAGCUUCAGAGUAAAGACUCUGAGCCCUGAUGGUUUUGCCAUCACUACCACUGCAAACUCCAGACUAAAGUUAAGUUGUUUGAGGUGGCAGAAGUCUUUCUUUCUUGAUUGAACUAUUUUGGCUAAAGUGGAAGUCUCAUUUCUCCUGGUGCAUCUUUUAAAAUUUUUGUAAAAGAACUGGCUUAGUCUACGGGUGAUCAAGUAUUGCUCUGAAGACCCACAGUCUCUCAAUUGCCACUUAUAUGGCACGGGCAUUGGGAAUAUGGAUUACGAUCUUUGUGUGAUUGAUCAGUAGACAUGUAGUUGAACAUCGAUUGAUGGUUUAUAGCAGUGAAAAACUGAAUUAACUUGAUAACCCAGGGUCAGCAGAGUGUAGACAGGAGUCACUGUUGGUUUUGAUACACCAAUCACACUUGAUUCAUUUGGAGAAACGCUCAGCCAAGAAUAGGCUUCAGCAGGUGAAAAUCUUGUAUGAAUUUGGCCCUCACUGGCCAUUAGCGAUGGGGGAAAGGUCUCCAAAAAUAUACUGUGACCUUUUCCUCAUCCCUGUGCUUUCUUAAUGCAUUGUGGUUCACCUGGCUAAAUUACCUCCCAAAAAGCCCAAAGUCCCCAUUUUUGUGCAGGUUGGUGCUCUAUGGCAAUAAAGUAAAGCUCUGAUAAUCGGCACUGAUGGGACUUUGGGACUAGCAGAUUUUCUGGAUGAUAGGAUGUUACUCCUAUUACUACCCAAACACACCUUUAUUUCAUUUUGUUUCAUGUUACACAUAGUAUAAUAAAACUCCCAGUGUAAUGGGAGCAGGAAACAUACAAGCACUCCCCACCCUGGCUUUGACUCACAGUCCAGACCCCAGCUUUUCUCCAGAUCCCUGGCACUAGCCACACACUCCACCUGUACUCUAGACCCCUGGCUCACAUUCCGGACCAAUGAGUGAACCAAAUGUCGGACGAUCAGGAUUUCCAAACAAUCGGGUGCCGGAUUACCAGAGUUUUACUGCAGAUGGUAGCAGCAACUGUUCUAUUACCUGCUGAUGUUGCUUGUUAAAUACCUAUGCCCACCACCAUCAGUAGGGAGUGGAAGGAAACAGUCUGUCCCACAUAUGACAGCUCCUCAACUGAUUUCUCGGGUUGCUUAUAUAAUGUGAGAGAUGCUGGAUACAGUUAUUGUCGUGAUCCAUUACAGCUUUAUGGUUUAUUUAAAUGCAUUGGUGACAAAACGCCACAGUGAUGUGUCACCUGCCUACAUUAUAUUUUUAAUUGUCACCAGUGAAUGUAGCUGAAAGUGCCCUCUCGAGACACAACCCAGUUUUUCAAGAACAAAUUCUAUAAUUGUACUGCUUGGAGCUUUUCACCAGAGGUUCAGGGGACAGAUCACCUCCACUUCAAUCCCCCCUCCCGUGUUAUCCUUGAUGGUGCUUUCGUUGUUAAAGAUCCUGUGAUAUUCUUCAAUGUAACACCUGUGAUGAGUUAUAUAGAGGAUUAGUGAAGAUAGUUUCACCAGGCCGCAGUCCUAGUGUACUCUAUAUAAAUUAUUUUUCACAUGAGAUGUCUGAUAUGGCAAUAAUUAAGUUUAGGUUAGUGAUCAGUAAGUCUUUAAGCUUCAAUACAUUUAAAAUUGACUGGUUUUGACUGUACAAUAUCAUGAUGCAAAUUUUACUGGCUGCUUAAGGUAAAAAUGACAUGGCUGAGCUGAUAUCCCAGUCUAACCAGGGCAGGCCUUGUGUUAAUAUUAUUUGCAAGUUCAGCAGAUGAUAAAUCAUCUCAAUUACAUCGAAUCUCCGUUUACUCUUUUCCCAAACCCCCUAACUCCUGCUCCUGAAUCCUCCCCUCCCAUCCCAUUCCCAGCUAUUUUCAGGACUGAUCCAUAGGUGCAACCCAGUGAUUUCCUGCUGUAUAUCUCACAGAUUUCCGUGAUCAUUGCAUCAAGUGUCAUGUUUUCAUAUGAAGGGUUUGCAGAAUAAGAAUACCAAGAAUAAGUUAGAUCAAAUAUCAAGCUUUAUCAAUGAAGUAAAGCACUGAUUAAGAGCAUUGUGAAGCCCCAAAAUCAAAAUGGCAGAGCAUUAAAGGGAUCUAGGGUUGUGGUGGAGACGUGAAGGUUAAUGAUUAUGCAACUGCAAAACUGUAAAAACUAGAAGCAAAAGUAGGCCAUCCAACUCCUUGUCCCUGUUCCACUAUUCAAUAAGAUCAUUGGUGAUCUUUUACCUCUGGCCCUCUCAUUGAUCCCAUAUCUCUUAAUAUCCAAAAACCUAACGAUCUCUGUCGCUUUGUGAUGAAAAGUAAUGUGUCAAAAAUAAGUGGCCCUCAUGAGCCAUCUGGAUGCCGACAUAUGAACUGACCCUUCAGCCACAGUAAUGCACGUGAUCAGAAUAGUCUGUCCACUGACUGAGUUUCACUGUGCACAUCUUCAGCCUACCCUGAAUUUCUCUGUGUAAAAGCACUGUCUGGGAGGAAGCAUCUUAAAUGAUCAGUCACCAUCUCGCCACAUUGUGGCAAUUAUUUCAGCCCAAAUUGUAGCCAAGCAACGCUGAAGACUUAAGCUGAACAUCAGCCCAACUUAUUCUCUGCAAAGACAUUGCUUCUGCUCAGAGCAGAGUUGUUGCUUUCUCUGUAUGUGGGGAUAGAGCCUUUGACUCUCAAGAAUCCAAGCCGCAUAUCCAGACCUGGGAACACAAACCCUGAUUUUUCCUCAGUUUACACUUCAACAAGCUGGUUAUUUCAGGCAAAAUAUUUGGCAUGGUAAGGAUUCUGAAAUCUUGAUAUUCAGGAGAGGUUUAACUCAGCAGUGCUGGUUAGAAUAGUGGAUAGCCAUGGUUAUUGUACACUAUUUUGAUGCAGGGAAGGUUAGGAAAUCAUGAAACAUGAUGCAAAGCCAUUCAGAAAAGUUAGUAAUUCAACAAGGUCCUGGUGGAGUGUUGUUAUUUGGCAUAAUGCUAGUUAAAUUGGUUUGAUAUUUGGUGUGGUGCUGGUUGAAAGAGUUUGAUGUUUGGUGUGCUGCCAGUUAGUUUGAUUUUUGGAGUGUUACUGAUUAGCAGAGUUUAAUGUUCAGCACCGUACUGGUUGCACACGUUUGAUUGGCGUGGUGUUGGUUAGAACUGAUCAGAUCUCUUGUUUGAUCCUUUGCCACAUGUUGUGUCUGAACUUGUUUCAAUUUGCCUUUAUAUAGUCUGUACUGUUUCAUGAAAGCACAGAUUUUCUAUUUUAUCAAAGCGAAGUAACUCUGUUGAAAACUUGGAGCAAUAAGUUACAGUGCUGUGCGUGCAUCUUAAGAGAUGGCUCCCUCGCUCCCCCACACAGGCUGCACCCACACCAGCCCCACUACAUUUCACCUGUAUUGCUUCUACAAAGGGAUGGUAGCAAGGAUUCCAAUCCAGUUGACCAGGGGGAUGACUGGGAGUAGCCGUGAUUUGAAGGGCUGAGUGAGAGGCCGUUGGUUAGCUAAACUCUCAUUCAAAUCUUUGUCCCAGAUGGUGUUGGGAUUGUUAGCUCUCUGU